Molecule: messenger RNA, 753 nt
Organism: Acanthamoeba castellanii str. Neff
Lineage: Eukaryota; Discosea; Longamoebia; Acanthamoebidae
Product: Poly(ADPribose) polymerase, regulatory subfamily protein
Exons: 7
Coding region: 1-753 (250 amino acids)
Molecular function (GO): NAD+ poly-ADP-ribosyltransferase activity
Source: RefSeq, a predicted model, not a curated record
AUGCACGCGCGCACGUGUCGUGUCGUGUGCCAUGGUCACACGUGCGUGUGUCGCGUGUCGUGUGUACGGUUCGUGGUUUGGUUAUGGGUGGAGAGAGGGGCGCUGAAUGCCUUGUGUGCGGUCGUGCAGGAAAAGACGGAGAAUUCGUGGGCGCACCGCGAUCAGUUUGUCAAGAAGCCCGGCAAGUUCUAUCCGAUCGAGAUCGACUACUCGGGCGACGACACCGACGAGCUGGCCAUCAAGCAGAAGGCCCAGGAGCUCCGCCGCAACAAAUCCAAACUCGACAAACGCAUCCAGGCACGCGACCUGGUGGGGUUGAUAUUCGACAUCAAGGCCAUGCAGGACACCCUGCUCGAGCUCGAGAUCGACGUCAACAAGAUGCCCCUCGGCAAGCUCUCCAAACGCAACAUCCAGCAGGGCUACGAGGUGUUGACGGAGAUCCAGGGGAUCCUCAAGAAGGGUGAUCCGUCAAAUCUCGCCAUCAAGACUCGCCUCACCGAAUGCGCCAACCGCUUCUACACGAUCAUUCCGCACGCCUAUGGCAAUCAUCAGCCGCCGUUGAUCGCGACGGAGGAGCAGCUGCGCGAGAAGACCGACAUGCUGGAGGCCCUCCUCGACAUGGAGAUCGCCGCUUCGCUCCUCAAGGAUGGCAGCGGCGGCGAGACGCUCGACCCGAUCGAACAGAACUACCGCAAGCUCAAGACCAACAUGGUCCCUGUCGACACCGACGACCUGCGGUGGCAGUGGCAGUAG